CAUUCUUUGUUUUCUCGACAUGAAAUAAAAGUCUAUAUAAAGCUCAUUUCAAGAGUCGAGAGAUAUAUUCUUUUAAGUGAAAAAACAAAAACUAGAAAAUGUCUUCACAAAAGAGUUCGCACCAUAAGGCUGACUCCAAAAUGGAACAGGAUAGCAAUAGAAAAGCAUGGGUUUUACAACCGAGGGGUCUUAACUUUGUUUGGGGAGGUGACUUGAGAUAUUGGGUUAUCCCUAAAGAACCAAGGAUGCCUGCUGAGCUGAAGAUGGUGAGUUGGUUAGAGGUAACCGGUUCUUUCGAGAAGAUUGAACCCGGAAAAACAUACCAAAUCGGUUUUAAAAUCUCGUUUAAACCGGAUGCGACAGGUUGGGACAAAGCACCAAUUUGUAUGUCUGCUAAAAUCGGGAAGAAAGGCAAGACGAUGUGGAAAAGAAUCAAAUCCGUUCAACAGAACUUUGGUAAACUGAAAGUUGGAUCAGAACCCGUCAACAUACCUGACGAGUCCGAUGGCCGGUUUGAAAUCUCGGUUAGUCCCACAACGCUUACCCAAGAUACUAAGCUUCAGUUUGGUCUAUAUGAGGUUUGGACUGGACGAUGGAAGACUGGUCUGUUGAUCCAUGAAGCCUUUGUUCACGAAGUGUAACAGAAUAUGAAUAUAUGAUCAUUGUCGAUUUUAAUAGUCCGAACACAAAUGUUAUACCUCAAAUUUCGACGAUUUAUUUCUUUAGAUCAUAAUUAUGUAAAUGAAAGCGAAGCCUUGUAGCAAAAAGGUACCUUUCUUAAACAAGUUUUAAAGUUCAGUGUGAUAAUCUUCUGGUUUAAACCACAAUGAGAAAUCGAUUCCUUUCGA
Capsella rubella is the source of this 848-nucleotide messenger RNA. RefSeq names its product protein PHLOEM PROTEIN 2-LIKE A9. The record is from RefSeq and is a predicted model, not a curated record. NCBI's taxonomy places the organism in Eukaryota, Viridiplantae, Streptophyta, Magnoliopsida, Brassicales, Brassicaceae. The transcript is spliced from 3 exons. Bases 99 to 641 code for a protein of 180 amino acids.